AUGCGGAAUGAUGUCAAACUCCUCGAGCUGUCGCCGAUAGAUGCUCAUUUUCUACGUUACCGCCCAUCUGAUGCUGCUCAGAAUCACAGAAUCAACAAUUCGACCAAGUGGCUGCUAAUGAUGGAUCCAAGGAAUCGGGAAUCGAGACGAGGCUUACACUAA
Messenger RNA from Caenorhabditis elegans, 162 nucleotides. RefSeq lists its product as uncharacterized. Lineage: Eukaryota; Metazoa; Nematoda; Chromadorea; Rhabditida; Rhabditidae. The record is from RefSeq and is marked reviewed. The coding region runs from base 1 to 162 and encodes 53 amino acids. The transcript has a single exon.